Molecule: messenger RNA, 681 nt
Organism: Anthostomella pinea
Lineage: Eukaryota; Fungi; Ascomycota; Sordariomycetes; Xylariales; Xylariaceae
Source: the annotation of a GenBank genome assembly
AUGGCAGCUACGAAGCCAUCGAACGUACCCGGCGACAAAGUGCCGGCUGAGGAUGUGGCUCUCGAAACCGGUGCCUCCUUCAUACAGAAUUUCGAGCCCACCAAGCAGCUCUGUGCUCACCUGAAUGCAUUUCACACCUAUGCCGAUGAGCCAGGCCGACAUGUUGAGGCAAACCACUACUGUGCUCAUCUGACUGAAGACGUCCGCCAAUGCAUCCUGUACGACAGUCCCGGACCCAACGCGCGACUGAUCGGGAUCGAGUACAUGAUCACGCCAAAGCUUUACGAGACGUUGGAACCCGAAGAGCGAAAACUGUGGCACUCGCACGUCUUCGAAGUCAAGUCGGGCAUGCUGAUCAUGCCCGGACCAACCCUCCCCGGCGCGGUGCAGGCAUGGGAGGCCGCCGAGACUCAAGAGAUGAAGCACGUCAUCGGCCUGUACGGCAAAGUCUACCACCUGUGGCAAACCGACCGAGGUGACCAGCUGCCCUUGGGCACCCCGAAGCUGAUGAUGAGUUUCACCGGGGAAGGACAGUUCGACUUUGAGGAGACCGUGGGCGAGCGGGAUCGCAGAUUCGGUACGGACUGGAAGAGGAAGAAGGCCUUGCGGGAGGGCAUCGAAGUCCCCAAGAUCCAUGAAGAUGCGGAUCAGAUCUGGAAGACGAGACGCAACUCCAUGUAG